Messenger RNA from Ogataea polymorpha, 1557 nucleotides. RefSeq lists its product as uncharacterized. Gene Ontology annotation, cellular component: endoplasmic reticulum. NCBI's taxonomy places the organism in Eukaryota, Fungi, Ascomycota, Pichiomycetes, Pichiales, Pichiaceae. The record is from RefSeq and is a predicted model, not a curated record. Gene Ontology annotation, molecular function: ubiquitin binding. The transcript has a single exon. The coding region runs from base 1 to 1557 and encodes 518 amino acids.
AUGUUUUUUGAGCAGGAGGAGAUACUGGAGCAAUUUCAAAACAUCUCCAACUGCCAAAUCCCUGUGUCCGAGCAGAUUGCAUUGCUAGAGUCUGUGAACUGGAAUUUAGAGCUUGCAUUGAUUCAGUACUGGCAGUUGUAUCCAAGAAGGGCGAAUUUUGAGAGACGAGACGUUAGCAUGGCAACGGAUAAUCCGUCCAAUAGUGCAUCGAAUCAGCGAAGCUGGUUGUCUUCGUUGUUCCAAAAUACAGAGGAGACAUACGCGCCUCUGAUGCCAGGGUCUUUCCCCAUUACCGAAGAACGACAGCCCUCAAAGCUCCACAGAAUUGUCUCUGCCACUUUCAAAUGGUUACUAGAUCAGCUAGUGUUAUUUGUUGUCGUGCCGUUGUACGUCUUAUUACGCAUAUUGGGGCUCGCUUUACUUGUCGUGAUUGGUGGCAUCGUUCCAAUAAUCAUGAAACUGCAUCCAGGUAGAUACCAUGUCAUUCGCAAAAACGCUGAUCCCGCUGAUAUGGCUCGCCGAUUUAUUGUCGACUUUGACGACUUGAUCGGGAACGUGUCUCGCGGAGAACCAGAUGAAAACGAAACAGGAGACCUAAUUAAUCAAGCUGACAUGAUGGAAAUUCAGCGCCCUGAUUUCCUUGAGUGCUCGUAUUCGCACGCUUUGCAUUUUGCUAAAAAAGAUGCCAGAUGGCUCCUGUUGUAUAUCCACAGUGAGAAUCACCAAGACACCAAGAGCUUCAUCCAGGACGUGCUGAUAAAUCCUGAGUUUCUCCAAUUCAUUCGAGAGAAGCAAAUACUCAUAUGGGGUGGAGACAUAAAAGACUGUGAAGCAUAUCAGGUGGCUAAUCAAUUCAAAGUGACUCGACUUCCUUUCCUUGGAAUGUUGUGCUUGACGGUCAACGAGACGCCCACGGCCUCUGGAGUGCAACAGUCGGAUCCGAUUCUGUCUAUGGUUUGCAAAAUUCAAGGUUAUAUGCCUAAUGCUCAGGUUCUUUCCAAAUUGGAGAAAAAUUACAACAAGUUCAAUUCCAAGCUGGAGAGUAUUCGCGCAGAAGUGCAACGUCUUCAUAAUGAUCGCCAGACACGUCAACUGCAGGAUCAGGCUUACGAAAAUUCGCUCAGAAGAGAUCGAAUGCGCAGAAUGGAGGAGGCCCUUUUACAAAGAGAACGGCAAGAGCAAACGCGAGCCGCCACUCUGAGGGAGAAGUGGUUGAAAUGGAGAAAGUCCACGUUAUUGCCGGAUCCCGAGCCUGCAAAUGCCGCACGGAUUGCGAUCCGUCUGCCGGACGGGAAAAGAGUUCGGCACAAUUUCGAUAAGAACGCCAAAAUUGAGGAAAUAUAUGCAUUUGUCGAGUGCAUCUACUUAAACAACGUGGAGAUUUCCGAUUCGGACACUCUCGAAAGGCCCAUUGGCUACAAUCACCAGUACAAGUUUGAUGUGUAUACAGUGUAUCCACGAGAGAUAGUUGUGGUGGACGAUGAUCUGAGCAUUGCCGAUUCCCAACAGGUGUAUCCUGAUGGAAACUUGGUUGUCGAGCUAAAUAGUGAAAAUUAA